This is a messenger RNA of Colias croceus (clouded yellow), 1330 nucleotides long. RefSeq names its product cytochrome P450 4C1-like. The coding region runs from base 224 to 1330 and encodes 368 amino acids. NCBI's taxonomy places the organism in Eukaryota, Metazoa, Arthropoda, Insecta, Lepidoptera, Pieridae. The record is from RefSeq and is a predicted model, not a curated record. Gene Ontology annotation, molecular function: heme binding; monooxygenase activity; iron ion binding. The transcript is spliced from 10 exons.
CCGUAUACCGGAACCUCCGCAUAAGUUUUCAAUCUUUGGUCUACUGCAAUAUACGUAUAAUGCUGAAAAUCUAAUAAUACCCCUCAUUAAGAAGUUUUCUUUGUUUUGCUUCAAUAAUGGUGGCUAUUCUAGAUUAUGGCUGGGGUCAAAACUUUAUGUUGGUAUCACCCAUUCCGAGGAUACAGAAUAUCUAUUGAAAAAUUGCUUGCAAAAGGACGCCGUCAUGCAAUUGUUAAAACCUGUUUUUGGAGAUGCCGCUUUUAUCGCACCAGUACCAGAAUGGUCUCGGCGUAGAAAAGUUUUGGUACCUGCAUUCAGCCCAAAAGUAUUAAAUAGCUUCGUGGAUAUAAUUUCAAAGAGAAGCCAAGAUAUCGUUCACCAGAUUUCCUCGGAGAAUCUCGUUGGGUGCGGACAAUUCAGUAUUUUUCCAUAUAUUAGCCAAUAUACAUUGAGAACGGUGACUGAGACGACAUUAGGUAUAGAUUUAGACACGACAGGAAAUCAGUUAUCCGAAUAUCUCCAUGCUAUGAGUCAAAUAUUUCGAUUAGCCACCGAGAGGAUAAUUCAGAACAAAUAUAAAAGCUUAGAGAACUAUGAUAGAAGUGCUUACAAUGAACAAACUAUUUUUGGUAUGGAUAAAAAUUGUCAGUUGAAAAGUUUCCUAGAUCAUCUUAUCCUUAUAUCUGGAAACGAAGGCGGAUUUGCUUUAAAGGAUAUCCGUGAAGAUCUCUUAGUACUUUUGUUAGCAGGAACAGACACUUCGGCGGUUGCUAUAUGUAACACAUUAAAAUUAUUAGCAAAAUACCCUAAAAUCCAAGAAAAAGUAUAUGCAGAGCUGGAAGAAGUAUUCGGUGAUUCUGAUCGACUUCUAGUAAAAGAUGACCUGAAGAAUAUAAAAUAUUUAGACAGGGUCCUAAAAGAGUCUCUUCGUCUUUUUCCGCCUGUGCCUGUGAUUGUCCGAAGCGUGACCCAGGAAACGACAUUACCUUCUGGUGUCAUUUUGCCAGAAAAUGCUGGUGUUAUAGUAAUUAUUUGGGGAGCAAACAGAGAUCCCAAAGUAUGGGGCCCAGAUGCAGAUUGCUUUGAUCCCGAUAGAUAUCUUAAAGGAACUACUCCUAAAAUAAUGUCAUUUAGUUCAGGACCAAGGAAUUGUGUUGGAUAUCAAUACGCCAUGUUGUCGAUAAAAAUAUCACUAAUUGCUAUAUUACGUCACUAUAAAGUAGUUGGAGAAGAAGAAUCGGGACCUGUUCCUGAGAUAGACUGUGAAUUCGCUGUUAUGAUGAAAGCCAAAGAUGGCUAUAAAGUCCAAUUUGAAAGAAGAAAUAAAUGA